This is a messenger RNA of Abrus precatorius (Indian licorice), 2903 nucleotides long. RefSeq names its product pentatricopeptide repeat-containing protein At3g46790, chloroplastic. Gene Ontology annotation, biological process: RNA modification. The transcript has 2 exons. NCBI's taxonomy places the organism in Eukaryota, Viridiplantae, Streptophyta, Magnoliopsida, Fabales, Fabaceae. The record is from RefSeq and is a predicted model, not a curated record. Gene Ontology annotation, molecular function: protein binding; zinc ion binding; RNA binding. Bases 293 to 2272 code for a protein of 659 amino acids.
ACUCUUCAAAAUAUCUAAAUUUGCUGAAUUUCUAUGUCCUGUGGGAUGGGGCCCAGUGUCUAGAUUUUCUCUUUCAAAACAGGGAGCAUUUCGCUCAAGUAACGAAGUAGAGAGACUAAUCCACCACACAAAAACUGUUAACGCUUUUAUAUCUUAGAACCACACAACUAUAAUUUCAGGUAUACCGUAGCUUUGAGCUAUACAAACUACUGAACUUAUUCAAAUAUUCAUGUUAAAUAGCAAAAACAUUGAGUUACCCUUCUGAAGAUCAGGUACAACAAAAUAUUGUCUGAUGUGGGUGCUUCAGACUCCUCAAAUUAUCAGACAAGCUCCAUUUCAGAGUAAUAACCGCUGCUAUGUUUCCCAUGUCUCGGCAAGAUUGCCAGUCUCUUUUGUUUCGUUGAAUUCUUCAGCCAACCCCGUCACAGACAUUAAGGGCAACAACAACCAGUUGAUACAAUCAUUAUGCAGAGGAGGCAACCUUAAGCAAGCCCUUGAGCUUCUGUGUUGUGAGCCCAAUCCAACUCAGCAGACAUUUGAGCAUUUAAUCUAUUCUUGCGCACAGCAGAACUCGCUAUCUGAUGGACUUGAUGUUCAUCGCCAUCUUGUCAAUAAUGGUUUUGACCAAGACCCGUUUUUAGCUUCUAAACUUAUCAAUAUGUACUAUGAACUUGGGUCUAUUGAUAAUGCUUGGAAGGUAUUUGAUGAAACUCAGGAAAGAACCAUAUAUGUCUGGAAUGCGCUCUUCCGAGCGCUGGCAAUGGUGGGUUGUGGUGAGGAGCUGUUAGAUUUGUAUGGUCAGAUGAAUUGGAUUGGAAUCCCAUCAGAUAGGUUCACUUAUACGUACGUGCUUAAGGCUUGCGUUGUUUCGGAGCUGUCAGUCUGCCCUCUCCGGAAAGGUAAGGAGAUUCAUGCCCAUAUUCUGCGACAUGGUUAUGAAGUAAAUGUUCAUGUUAUGACUACUCUGUUGGAUGUGUAUGCUAAGUUUGGCCUUGUAUCGUAUGCAAAAUCCGUUUUUGGAGCAAUGCCUGUCAAGAACUUUGUCUCAUGGAGUGCUAUGAUUGCUUGUUAUGCAAAGAAUGAAAUGCCUGUGAAAGCACUGGAACUGUUUAAGUUAAUGAUGCUUGAGGCAUGUGAUUCAGUUCCAAAUUCAGUUACAAUGGUUAGCGUGCUUCAAGCUUGUGCAGGUCUUGCUGCAUUAGAACAAGGAAAGUUGAUUCAUGGCUAUAUCCUUAGAAGGGGUCUUGAUUUCAUACUCCCAGUUCUUAGCACCCUUAUAACAAUGUAUGGAAGAUGUGGUGAGAUUUUGACAGGACAAAGAGUGUUUGAUACGAUGAAGAAUCGUGAUGUUGUUUCAUGGAAUGCUUUGAUUUCUAUUUACGGUAUGCAUGGUUUUGGAAAGAAAGCAAUCCAACUUUUUGAAAAUAUGAUUCACCAAGGAGUUUCACCAAGUUAUAUAUCAUUUGUGACUGUUCUAGGUGCUUGCAGUCAUGCAGGCCUUGUUGAGGAGGGAAAGAUUUUGUUUCAAUCUAUGCUUAGUAAGUAUAGGAUCCAUCCAGGUAUGGAGCAUUAUGCUUGUAUGGUGGAUCUUCUUGGUCGAGCUAACAGGUUAGAUGAAGCAAUCAAACUAAUAGAAAGUAUGCAUUUUGAACCAGGACCCACGGUUUGGGGUUCCCUUCUUGGAUCUUGUAGGAUUCACUGUAAUGUUGAACUUGCAAAGAAAGCAAGCACUAUGCUUUUUGAGUUGGAGCCUAGGAAUGCUGGUAAUUAUGUUCUUUUAGCAGAUAUUUAUACAGAAGCUAAGAUGUGGAGUGAAGCAAAGAAUGUGAUGAAGCUAUUGGAAGCUCGCAGCCUGCAAAAGCUUCCAGGUCGCAGCUGGAUUGAAGUGAAAAGGAAGAUAUACUCAUUUGUCUCUGUUGAUGAGUACAACCCACAAAUUGAAGAGCUCCGUGCUCUGCUAAUUAAAUUGUCAACUGAGAUGAAGGAUCAGGGUUAUGUCCCUCAGACAAAUGUUGUUCUCUACGAUCUUGAUGAAGAAGAAAAGGAAAGAAUUGUACUGGGACAUAGCGAAAAACUUGCUGUUGCUUUCGGACUCAUUAAUACCGCAAAAGGUGAAACCAUAAGGAUCACCAAAAACUUGAGAUUAUGUGAAGACUGUCAUGCCGUUACAAAGUUUAUUUCUAAAUUUGCCAAUAGAGAAAUUCUUGUUAGAGAUGUGAAUCGCUUCCAUCAUUUUAGAGAUGGGGUUUGUUCCUGUGGUGACUACUGGUAGCUUUUAUACCAUGUCAAAGAAUUAAUUUUUCCAAAAGUUUAUGCUAUUGGGUAAAGACAUAAAUAGCUUUGCUACGCUGUGUACUCAAUUGUGAUGAAUUCACUGAUCCAUGUCUUUCUGGAUUUUGAGCUCUUAUGCAUCCCAUCAUGGGUAUUUAGGCUUCUCAGAUUUGUCGCAGAAUAUCAUUGACAUCAUGCAAAGUUGAUAAAGCAAGGUCAAUAACAUAUCGGUAUACCUUCCAAUUUCUGGUUCAGCUAUACUAUCGAUAAAGCUAUGUGUAGAUGUAUGACAUGAACUAAAAUUGCUUACACAUAUUUGAGUAUUAAUCUAGCCUCUUUAAGUUGAAGGAACUUAUGUCCAUAUUUUAAUCUGGAAGAUAAGAUAUAUUCUCUGGCUUGUAUGGAUUGAUAUUGAAUACUAGCCGAACGUGCUGUGGUGCAUUAGGGAUCAUUUCCAAAUAUUUCCAUGUAAAAACCCACCUGUGAAUUAGUUAGGCUUACACUUUUUAAUCCUAAUUGUAUUUGAGUGAAUGUUUUUUGACAUAUAAAUAAUAUUCUUUUGCUGUGCCCACAUGCGCACAUGCAUGCCCUCAUACAUAUAUAAAUACAAAGUUCAAAAUAUAUUUAAUAGC